UGCCAUGAAAGCACCACGAGAAAAGGUGGGGAUGUGUGUGGUUUGUGUAACUGAGUCAUCAGUUUGCUGAGUCUGAGGAGGAGAAGGUAUCUUUUUGCUCCAACAUGAGUGAAGAUAGCAGUGCUCUGCUCAGCAGGCUGCAGCAGUUGCAGUGUCACUUCACCUGGGAUCUGAAGAAGGACGUGGACCCGAAAAUACUGAUCACCCGACUAAAGACUGACAUAGAUUUUCAUCGGAGUCAGUGUGAGGGAGGGAGUUGCUUCUACAGCCUCUUGGCUUAUUGCAGAUAUCUUCAGGAUCAACGAGAGGAAGCGCUGACACUUUUAAACCAAUCAGAGGAGACUAUCAGGGAGAGUUACGGUGAUGAGAGUGAGAGGAGGCUGAUUGUGACGUAUGGAGACAUGGCCUGGCUGAAAUACCAUGAUGGAGACUUUGCACAGUCACAAAGCUACUGUCAGAGAGUCGAGGACAUACUGGUGAAGUAUCCCACUGGUUCAUCAGCAAGUCUCCUUCCAGAGGUGUACGGAGAACAAGGCUGGGCCUAUUUUAAGGUGUCAUGGUCUUCUCUCUCCAAAGCCAUCGAGUGUUUUCGUAAAGCACUUGAGGUACAAACUCGUGACACCGAGUGGAACGCCGGCUACGCCAUCGCCCUCUUUUGUAGAGAACAGUGGUUUUUUGAAAAUUUACAGGAAGGGGAGGAAUCCCAGGCCACCGAACAGCUUCGCCUUGCGUUGCAGAUCAACCCAAAUAACGCUGCUCUGCAGUGUAUGCUUGCCGUGAAGCUGGUGGCCUAUAAGAAAUAUCAAGAGGCUGAUCGUCUGGUGGAGAUGGCUCUAGAAAAUGAUCCUGACAACCCUCAUGUCAUCCGCCACUCAGGAAAUUACUUUCGUAAUAGGAAUCGACUGGAUGAGGCUAUUGAUAUGUUUAAGCGAGGCCUGAGAAGGGAUGAUGAAUCAGAUUUCUUUCACCACCAGCUGGCUCUGUGCUACAAGCAGAAGAAAAUUGCUGAGCAAUUCCGCAGGCCCUUCAGCAACAGAGAAGAGGUGCGUAAGUGGAGGCGUAUUUGUAUCAGUCACCUUGAAGAUGCUGUAAAGAUAAAACCGUCCUUUUUCCUGGCGUGGGCUGAUCUGGCACUGCUGUAUGCAGAGGCAGGGGAUAUGAGCAGGGCUGAGGAGAUUUUCCAGCACUGCUUGGAGAACUUACCAGAGUUGGAGGAAAUGCUUUGUCAGAUUAUCCAUCAGCACUGCGGUGACUUUCAUCUUUAUCACAAAAGCAAUGAGGCUCAAGCCAUCGCUCACUAUACCAAGGGGCUGCUGAUACCACUGAAAAAAUAUAAUUGGAAACUGUGUGUUAAGAAACUGAAGCAGAUCGCUGAGAGACGUCUGGCAAAGAAUCAGGGUGAUGGUGAAGCUCUCGCUCUGCUGGGUCAGGUGGCCAGAGCUGAGGGCGACAGCAAGAAAGCUGCUGAGUUUUAUGAAGAAGCUCUGAACUAUGACAAAGACAAUGCAGAGUACCUGUCUGCUCUGUGCGAGCUGCGCCUGGAGCUGCAGGGAACAUCUGAUUAAGUCCAGAGUGCCUCACUUCACUUGUGCUG
Oreochromis aureus is the source of this 1594-nucleotide messenger RNA. RefSeq names its product interferon-induced protein with tetratricopeptide repeats 1-like. Bases 105 to 1565 code for a protein of 486 amino acids. The transcript is spliced from 10 exons. Gene Ontology annotation, molecular function: protein binding. NCBI's taxonomy places the organism in Eukaryota, Metazoa, Chordata, Actinopteri, Cichliformes, Cichlidae. Gene Ontology annotation, cellular component: cytosol. Gene Ontology annotation, biological process: defense response to virus. The record is from RefSeq and is a predicted model, not a curated record.